Messenger RNA from Amblyraja radiata (thorny skate), 2336 nucleotides. RefSeq names its product beta-1,3-galactosyl-O-glycosyl-glycoprotein beta-1,6-N-acetylglucosaminyltransferase. The transcript is spliced from 4 exons. Gene Ontology annotation, cellular component: membrane. Gene Ontology annotation, molecular function: beta-1,3-galactosyl-O-glycosyl-glycoprotein beta-1,6-N-acetylglucosaminyltransferase activity. The coding region runs from base 740 to 2062 and encodes 440 amino acids. The record is from RefSeq and is a predicted model, not a curated record. Lineage: Eukaryota; Metazoa; Chordata; Chondrichthyes; Rajiformes; Rajidae.
CAUCUUCCUCGUCCAGCUCCAUAUUCCGCACCUUCAGCUCCCACAAAAUAUGACCUAUACUCGCAGGAAUUCAGAGGAGUAACCGCGGCGGCAGCGAGGUGGGAAGCUAGGUUCAAUACCGUUACUCAUUUUAAGGUUCAGUCAAGUCUGCAUGAAGUGGCCCGUGGAAGCACAGGAAGGGAAAGAGCGCGCAGAGGAAGCGAGAGACAGCGCGGGACGGUGUAUUUCACGGCCGGGGUGCUUGUCUAUUUCACUCGGAGACCUCUCCCGCAGCUUUGCGUAACUAUGGAGUUAAAUGGAAACAAAUAAACAUCUUGCUUCCUGGAUCUGGCUGUGCAUUUAAAAGAAACAACCUUACUUCACGCAAUAUUCACGGACAGAUAUUAGUUGUGGACUAAAACCUCGUACCUGUAAAUAGAUUAGUGGCAGAACAUAAAGUCGCCUAAUGCGGAUUAUGAGUUCUCGUCAAGAAAAAGGCUACAUAUCCCCGAGACAUGCGGCAGAGGGCAAUAUCGGGAUAUUGGUUAAAUCUACCAAAAGAUGUAUGUAAAUUGCGUCAGCCUUGCAACUCGUCAAGAUCAGAAAACAUUCAGAAGUCAGAAGCAUCUGUCGACAGAGAAGCACAGUCAACCUCGCUCCCAGUAAUUUAUCCCACGAUUGCAGGAGAAUCAUCUUUUCUGAGAUUAAAGAGGGUGCUCCGCCGUGAAACCCCAAUUUGGCUGUGGAAAGGAAACUGUAGAUGAGUACAUUCAAUAUUUUAACUGGAUCAAAUAUGUUGUGCACAAAGCUCUUUCAUCUCCAGUACCGUUAUCUCAGGUGCAGGCAGUCUAAGUGGAUUUUGACAGGAGUCAUCUCUUUGGGUGCGUUAUUCUUUCUCAUAAGCCACGAGAAAGAUUAUGUAAACUUGGAACUCACUGAAGAGGAUCCCAGAUACUACGUAAACUGUACGAACAUUAUCAAUGGAAAUGAAGUGGCAAUAAAUUACGCUAAACUUCAGACAAUGUCAAAAGCAUAUAAACAUCGUUAUGUGCUGAGUGAGAAAGAUUACAUAAACUUGACCAAAAACUGUGAUAACUACAUUAAGUUACAAAAAUAUAUCACAUUUCCACUGAGUAAACAAGAGGAAGAUUUUCCAAUUGCAUAUUCAAUUAUAAUCCAUCAUAGAAUUGAGAUGUUUGAAAGACUUUUAAGGUCCAUAUACACACCUCAGAAUUUUUACUGUAUUCAUGUGGACCAAAAAUCAUCCAAGAUCUUUCAAGAAGCAGUUAAGAGCAUUGCUGCAUGCUUUGAUAAUGUAUUUCUUGCUAGCCAUCUUGAGUCUGUAAUCUAUGCAUCCUGGAGCAGGGUUCAGGCCGAUUUAAAUUGUAUGAAGGAUCUCCAACAAAAUAAUUCAAAAUGGAAAUACCUCAUUAAUCUCUGUGGCAUGGAUUUCCCCAUAAAAACCAAUCUAGAAAUGGUGGAAAUGCUCAAAACCUUAAAAGGAUCAAACAGUCUGGAAACAGAAAUGACCGCACCCCAUAAAGCAAUGAGGUGGAAAGUGAAACAUACUGUAGUGAACGGAGCGAUAAAAAAUGCAGCGAUUGAUAAAAAACCUCCUCCAAUUGACACACCAAUGUUUUCAGGAAGUGCCUAUUUUGUUGUUAAUAGAGAUUUUGUAGAAUAUUUAUGGAGAAGCUCUAAAGUACAGAAGUUUAUUGAAUGGGAAAAGGACACUUACAGUCCCGAUGAGCACAUGUGGGCAACCCUUCAAAGAAUGCCUGAUGUCCCUGGAUCAACCCCUGUCAGUAAGAAAUUUGACAUCUCUGACAUGAAUGCUAUCGCAAGACUGGUAAAAUGGAGCUACCUAGAAGGUGAUAUUUCCAAAGGAGCACCUUAUCCACCCUGCACUGGUGAACACAUCCGUUCAGUGUGUGUGUACGGAGCAGGAGAUCUGAAGUGGAUGCUACAGCAGCAUCACCUGUUUGCCAAUAAGUUUGACUCAAUGGUUGAUAAUGUUGCAAUUCAAUGCUUAGAGUGGCAUCUCAGGCAUAAAGCAAUUUCUGAUAUUUUAAACUUUGCAUAGAUAUCUUCCUAAAGAUUUGAGAGAAUGAGAGGACACCAUCAUGUUUUGCACCCUUAAUUUAGCGAAGAACAUCAAACGGGUCGUAUUAAUUUUGAAUCAAAAAGUCCCUGUCUUGACAUGGAAGGUUGGGCAAGUUAUCGGGUUGGGCCUUGACGGUGGUCCUGACUCCUGAGUCUUCACGCCUUGUAAUUGCCCUAAUAGACUUUUGACAACUUGUACGACCAAAGAGUUUUUUAAAAAUACUGUUAAAUAUCAAUGAUGAUUAGAGAUAUUU